Messenger RNA from Scatophagus argus, 1444 nucleotides. Its product is annotated as serine/threonine-protein kinase pim-2-like. The record is from RefSeq and is a predicted model, not a curated record. Gene Ontology annotation, biological process: negative regulation of apoptotic process; protein autophosphorylation; regulation of mitotic cell cycle. Gene Ontology annotation, cellular component: cytoplasm. The transcript is spliced from 8 exons. Gene Ontology annotation, molecular function: ATP binding; protein serine/threonine kinase activity. NCBI's taxonomy places the organism in Eukaryota, Metazoa, Chordata, Actinopteri, Scatophagidae. Bases 131 to 1444 code for a protein of 437 amino acids.
ACAUUCCGGGUUCUGUUUGCUAGAACACGUGCCUUUGAUCGCUGAGAGAGCUCACACACGCACACACGUGUUGGAUCCACAUUCACUUGUUACUGGAAGUUAUCAGAUUUGAAAUUUCUGUAAUAUCAUCAUGGCAAAUAACAACUCUGAACCCCUGAGCGACACUAAGAAGGAAUCGCUCAAGAAGAACUUGAAGAGAAAAGUCAGAGAAGGUGAAGAUGGACUCUCAAAGACAAAGAGGAGAAGACUGAACUACAACCAGGCUGAGAAGGAAUCAGGAUCGGCCUCGUCUGCGGACACUGGCAAUGGGAGCAGCAGCACACAGUCCAGUAGGUGCGGUACAACAGUGGAGGAUGUGAGCAAGAGGACUGGAAAGAGGAAGGCUGCCGCUGAUGAAGAAGAACCCUGCGCGAAGAGAAGGAAGGGCCGGCCAACCAUGACGGAUUUGAUAGAUUCCCGAAGAGCUGAAUUUGAGGCCAAAUACCAGCAGGAGAAUCAUCUCGGUGAAGGAGGCUGUGGAUGUGUGUUUGCUGGCUACCGCAAAGCAGAUCAUUUACCUGUUGCCAUCAAACACAUAGCAAAAGACAAAGUGUUGUGCAAAGAGAGACGAAAUGGGAAAGAACUCUCAGCUGAGGUGGCUGUGAUGUUAAAACUCCAAGCUGGAAGAACUGGAUUAAUGGAGGAAUCAGCACCCGUGUCACUCCUGGACUGGUAUGAUCUGGACCAGGAGCUGAUCCUGGUACUGGAAAGACCAAUGCCAUGUAUGGACCUUUUAAAUUACAUCAGGACAAACAGAGGCCACUUACAGGAGGACAAGGCAAAGAUCAUACUUAAACAGUUGGUUGAUGCAGCAAAUGAACUCGAGGAUAAGCGCAUCUUUCAUCGGGAUAUCAAACCCGAAAACAUCCUGAUUGAGACCAGCUCAGAUGUGCCGCGUGUUCGUGUCAUUGACUUUGGACUGAGCUGUUUCUUCAAGAAAACAUCAGUUUACCGUGUCUUCUGUGGUACCCCCCAACACGUCCCUCCGGAGUGGUACAGUCAUUAUACCUACAGGCCCGGCCCCACCACAGUGUGGCAGAUGGGAGUGGUCUUAUAUGAGCUGCUCCACAGAACAGUCCGAUUUGAUACCACAAGUUUCCUCAGACAUGAGCUGCCAAUCAGGGAUGAGCUGUCCAGAGGUAAGAAAAACGUACUCAUAUGCAAACACAGAGCUGUUCAUUUCCAUUCACCUCCUGAGGAAUCACUGUGGCUGUCAGCUCCAACUUUCUCAUCUUUCUUUCCCUCCAGAUUGCCGGGAUUUCUUACAGAAGUGUUUAAACACAUCCUACAUGCUGCGACCUACUCUGAAGGAGCUCCAGCUUCACCCAUGGCUCAGAUAAACCAACACUACAUUCACAGACCGUCCGCCAUGCUUAUACAGGUUUUCUCCGGGUGCUCCGGUUAG